Ziziphus jujuba (common jujube) is the source of this 960-nucleotide messenger RNA. Its product is annotated as (+)-cis,trans-nepetalactol synthase NEPS2-like. NCBI's taxonomy places the organism in Eukaryota, Viridiplantae, Streptophyta, Magnoliopsida, Rosales, Rhamnaceae. The record is from RefSeq and is a predicted model, not a curated record. Bases 77 to 877 code for a protein of 266 amino acids. The transcript has a single exon. Gene Ontology annotation, molecular function: oxidoreductase activity.
UUUCAUCCUUUUAUAUAUUAGACCACUUUAUAUGUAACACAUUAGGAUUUUCAGACAUCUCGUCCCUGUUCCAAAAAUGACAGACUUGGUUCCACCACCAUUCAAAAGCAAGCUUCACGGAAAGGUGGCAAUAGUCACCGGCGGUGCCAGCGGCAUCGGCGAGGCCACGGCGCGCCACUUCAUCAACCACGGUGCACGCGCUGUAGUCAUCGCCGAUGUCCUAGACGAAAAGGGUAGAAACGUCGCCGUAUCAAUCUGUUCCGACCGUUGCGCUUACAUCCACUGCGAUGUAUCGGAUGAGGACCAGGUAAAGUCCUUGGUGGAGUUGACCGUAUCAAAGUACGGUCGACUCGACAUCAUGUUCAGCAAUGCCGGAAUUCCUAGCUCCGACGGACAAACCGUCUUGGACAUGGACAUGUCGAAGUUGGACAAGGUUUACGCCAUCAACGCUCGUGGAAUGGCGGCGUGUGUGAAGCACGCGGCGCGAGCGAUGAAAGAGGGAGGAGUUAGGGGGCGCAUAAUAUGCACGGCGAGCGUGUUGGCCACGAGGGGGUUUUGGGCCAGCACUGAUUACGUGAUGGCUAAACAUGCGGUGGUCGGGCUAGUAAGGUCGGCGAGUUUGCAGCUCGCCGGCGAUGGGAUUAGAGUGAACAGCGUGUCGCCGGGAAUGGUAGGGACACCGUUGACGAUGAUGAGGUGGGGAUUGAAAGAUGAGGAGGAAAUGGAGAAGAUGGUGGAGAAGUUCUCAAUGUUGAAAGGGAUGCUGAGGGAGAAGCAUGUGGCUGAUGCGGUAACGUUUUUGGCUUCGGAUGAGUCAGAGUUUGUGACUGGGCUUGAUUUGGCUGUGGACGGUGGGUUCAUUGCUAGACAACCAUGAUAUGUACGGCUUUUUUUUUUUUCUUUUUUGAUGACGAUAUGUAUAAUGUUUUUGGUAACAAUGUUAAAAAGCAUAUUUUUAAA